UUCUCCAAAAGUCAUCAUCUUUUUCCGAAAGUUUAGUUUCCUAGCGAUCCUCCUGCAGUAACUGUUGUUCUUGAAGAAAGUUAAAAUCAUAUUCAUAUACACGUAAUCGGGAGAGUAGCUCGCGUAUUGCAGGAAGAAGAAAGUGCAACCCACGGCGGAGGAUCCUCGCGAGUGCAAGGUGCAAGAAAAACGGGCAAAAGAAAGGAACUGGAUCGCUGCCGGAAUCUGGCAGAAUUCGUGGAAAAGUUGUUACAAAACGCACUCGUGGUUAUUUUUCUCAUUAUUUGUGCUCGCAAUUUCCUUCCCCCCUCGUGUGUGGUGUAGUGCUUAUAACGAAAGACACGCACAGUUGUUUAGUUUUAGUUUGCCCAGCCGAACCACCGUGGAGCAACACAAGUGUAAGCUUGCGUUGAGGCGUCUCAGCACCAACCGGAUCCGCUAGUAUAGGGCCUAAUAUGGAAAAAAUAGCGUUCAAAAAAUAGCGUACACUCACUCACUCACUGCCUGGCGCCUAGUGAAGGAUAACACACUCUCUAGUCUUAGUGGAGUGUGAGGAACAAAAACGUACACAAAGGAUCUGAAGCGCCCAGAUUUGCAAAGAAACGAAAUAGGAAUGAACUAUUUUUUCCCUGUCAAACCGAAACAGAACAUCUGCUACUAGUGGAGCUUUAUGUAAUUCUUGAAAACACCAAUAUUCCGGGCAGCUCUAGCACUGACUGAAGGCGAGAAGCAUCGCGUCGCAUCGCAAUAUUUGCGCACAGAAGAAAACAUUGUGUGGACCUUGGAAUCGAAUCCUUUCGGAUGUUGCUUGCUCGGAGCUUGCAUACGCUCGCAAUCUGUUUAUCGUCAUCGUCAUCUUCGCGCGAAAAAAACAGAAAUCGCUAUUUCUGAGAAUGGAAAUACAAAGUUGUGAUGAAUAAGACUAAUCAACUGAAGCAGUAGCAAAGCAAAGCAGAAAAUAAAACAGAUAGUGAGAGGAGAAAAAAAAAGUUAUCCAAUCCCCAAGGAUGCUGACAAUAACAGCAGAACCGAUGCGACUAACAAGAUAAUAAUGAUGCCGAUGACGGUGGUGAUGAUGAUCGAAAGUGAUGACGACAGAUCGACGAGUGGAACGGGUUGCAACGCCAGUAGUAAAGCGCGAGAAUAGUGCAACGAAUACGUGCAUAUCUUUGUGGGUUUUGCAGUUAUAUAGGAAAAACGAAAAUUGUUAAAAUAAAUACAAAGAUUUCCGGUGUGCCACUUUUUUUUGGUUCGGGAUGUUCUAGUUCUAGAGAAGAAGAAAAAUCAUUCUCAUUCGCACGUUGUUCUACUUUCCAGCGCCAGGAUGAAGUGAAAAGUGUUGGAAAAGUGUGACGGGAAGCUUCUGGUUUACUUUAUAUGAAAAUAAAACAAAAAGUUUUGACGAGCCGAGGAUACACAAGUGUUAAGAGGAAUGUAUGAUGAUAUGUGAAAAAGAGUGGCAUGUAUAGCGGGCGAGUGAUAUACAAUACUCAAUUGUUACUUCGUGAUAGGCUUAGCGGUACGUCUUCUUUGUUCGAUAGCGCCUGUAUUAGUGUAGAUGAAAAUAGUGAUCAUUCAUAUAGAUAUUACCUCGGACGAAGGCGCGAAAAACGUUGUCAGGAUCGCCAACGGGAGGAUUUAGCCGAGAAUAAGAUCCCCGAGCUUGCCACAACGAUCGCUCAUCGGUUACCUGUGGCAUUUCCUAGCACUCAGCGCUCAUUCUGGCAGCGUUACAGCAAGCUCAGAGCCAGCAAAAAUCACAUCCGGAGCAGGAUCGAACUUGUAACGGAAGUGCGCGCAAAGCAAUUAACACCAGCCACAUCAACAGCAGUGGCACCAUCGUUGAAACCAGCGAAGGAGGUAGUCAUAGCAGUGAAAACAAGAACACCCUUCUUCUACACUGCUGCUGUGUGAUCGUACAAAUUACCCCAGUAGCCCCCGGGCGCAGCCACGUGACGACGACGGCUUCGUCCGCCAAGAAACCCAGUACAGGCGGUGACGAUGGCGGUAGUGGAGGACUAGCCACUGGUGGUCGCACUCCUGUCUGUCGUUGUAAUGCACAAUACAAAUUACAGGAUCUGAAGGCCUUGCAACAGCUGCAACAGCAGCAGCAGCAACAACAACAGCAACAGCACCAACAACAACAACAGCAGCAACAGCAGGUUACCAGCGUAAACACCAAUGUCUCAUCCUCUACCACCGCCAUUGGCAGCUCCGUCCCCGGUACUAGCAGUAGCACCGGUGGAUUUCACCAUUACCAUCCUUCAUCAACCGGAGCCACCAUGCAGCAGCAGCACCCCAGUUUCAGUGGUGCCCCUCAGAAGCAGAGCCAAGAGUUAACGAACGAGGAGCUCAUGAAGUAUCUCCAGCAAAUAAACGCCGACAUAAAGUGGAUCGAACAGCUAAAACAAUACAAGUACGAGAUUGAGAAACUCUCCGCCACGGAAAAGACUGAUGCCCGUAACAUCAAACAGCAACAGCAACACCAGCAGCUUGUCAAUGGUCACAUCACCGUACCUGUGCCAAAACAAAAGCCAACCAGUGCCCCGAUUCCAAUUGCUGCCGGAAGUCAACAGACGGGAGCGAUAGCGAAAACUGAAUUCUUCGACCGUAGUCUCAAACAGCGCCAUUCAUCUCGGUCGGUUGACGAACGAACGGCACGUCGUGGUGAAGAGGAGUACGCCAAGGAAAAUGGCCAUCAGCGACACUCAUCCGGUCCAAGCGAUCUUCAGCUGCUCAAGGCCGACAUCUCGGAAUGGUUGCUCAAUCUUCCGCUCAAACGUAGCGUUGAGUUUCUCCAGAAGGCAAAAUCAUCCCAGCUCAAGUUCGACAAAGACAUCCAAGAGCAGCAGCAGCAGCCGAAGAAGCCACUCCAACGACAGUCCUCGGGAGGACCUCAAGCAGCAGCAGCCGCACAACGUCAGCAAUCGGUGGGACCCGGUGAAAUAGCCCUCACCCGGGACGACAUCUUGGAGUGGCUCAAAAAGCAGCAAAUUUUCAGCAAAGUUAACGAGGAGACGAGUGCUCCGAAAAAGUUCAAAGAAAAGGAAGAAAUUCCCCUCCAACACUUUGAACCGAAACAGAAAUCAAGUGGUGCUAAGCUGCAAAAACGACACUCGCUAGGGCCUAACGAAGAGUUCUUCCACAAAUCUACCACCGAGUGGAUACAGUAUCCGCUGAGGCAGCUCAAAAAACAUACCUUCGAUGCAGCGCAAAGCAGCUGCACCGAUAUUAGGCGGAAGGAGCGCGACCGGAGCGAACAUAGCCAUCGCGAGCGUAAGUUGCGUCAUUCCGCCAGUGAGGUUGUGACUUCUACACUCUCUGAUCAACCACCGCCGCGAGUUCCUCCCCAGAAACCCGAGCGAAUAUUCCGCUAUAAAUCGAAGGAACGCGAACACAAGUCCACUCCCCAGCUGAUGGGUACUCUCCCCCAGCAGAUUCCAGCACAACAGUAUCCUCAGCAAACUACAUCGUUCAGCCAGAAACCUGCCAGAAGGGAUCGCUCGCGUAGAAAUAAAACUCAGCGCUCCGCCACCGUCGGAGACAUCAAUCAAAUCAACAAGCAAGUACCCCAUGCACAAGCGCAAGCGCCCAGUUACCCUUCCCAGCGCACCACGGAACGCAGUGCAUCACUGUCCAAGUGCAUCGAUCCCAUGUGUUCGGCCCUGUCUCUGUGCGACGACCCGAACUGCUACAUGUACAACUACUACGACACGCCGCGCUGUGCUUCGUUGCCACGUGUCAAAUCCGCCACGCCUUCGGCCACCAGCAAAUGUGGACCACUUUGUUACGAGUGCAACAACAAGUGCAACUCGCUGCCCCGAUGCACCGACGUCCGCUGCACGGCAGCCGCAACAGUGGCGGGCACCUCGUCACAGAAAAUAAAAAGCAAUUCACUGCCACGAAACGCCGAGAUGGUUCAGAAACGGUUAUCACGGGAGGAUUCCCGCAGUUCGCUGCCCCGGUCCCGGUCGAAGAAACGAUCGGCUUCCACCUGCAACGGGAAGCUUACCAAAUCGCUGUCGGCUGCAUCGCUCAAUUCGCGGCGACGGCGUCACAAGACGGUCCACUUCGGGGAGAACCUGCUGCGGGAGGUGUGCCAGAACCGGAAGCUCAUUCAACCACUCCAGAAGGCGCCCUCGGGCAGCACUCCGCUCCAGCCCAACAUUCAGAUGCUGUACAACUUCGUCGAGGGGGUCCUAAGUGCCUGGGUGGACGACGAAGACGAACACAACAAGUCGGGGCCGGAUUCGGAACCGGAGCGGGGUGCCGUGCUGAAACCGAUGCACCGAUGCAAUCGGGCACGCUUCCAAACGAUCCGUCGGGUGGUGAGUGAAGCGGCCGAACUGAAGGGGUCCUCGAAGCUGGGCAAUUCGCGCUAUCGACAUCGACACUGGCGGGGCACCGCCAAGGACUGCAACGAGCGUUUCCUGCGGAAGAUUUCCGAUGAUGAUCGCAUGAGCUUGACGACAGCCGUGUCAGAUGAAGACGACGGGGAAAGUGUGAUGGCCUCACCAUACAAAGCGAAAGCUACUGGCACUGCCGCCGCGUCAUUCAACUGCACUGGAGCGGUCCGGAAAGCAGGGUUCCUGUCGGUCAAAAAAUGGCUACUGCGCAAAAAGCACCAAAUCGAGCUGGCCCGCAAGCGUGGCUGGAAGGGCUACUGGGUCUGUCUGAAAGGUACCACCUUGUUGUUCUACCCGUGUGACUCGCGUGAAGGCCGCUCAGUGGAAGCCGCUCCCAAGCAUCUGAUCAUCGUCGAUGGCGCGAUCAUGCAGCCGAUUCCGGAGCACCCGAAGCGGGACUACAUCUUCUGUCUGAGCACGGCUUUCGGCGAUGCGUACCUCUUCCAGGCGCCCUGCCAGGUCGAGCUGGAGAACUGGGUCAACAGUAUACAUAGUGCCUGUGCUGCAGCGUUUGCAAGACAUCGUGGUAAGACUGGUACACUACACUUAUUACAAGAGGAGAUAUUCCGUUUAGAAAAAGCAAUAGAAUCGGACCACAAACUGAAACACAUGGCCGAUCUGCAACAGAGCGUAGUCACGGAUUCCGACACUCGCCAUCAGAUUCAGCAACAAAUUUUGCAGUGGGAAGAGAAUCUCGAACGUCUGCAUUGCGAACAGUUCCGUCUACGGUGUUAUAUGGCUUCGCUGCAGAAUGGAGAAUUGCCCAAUCCAAAGUCUCUUCUAACCCACGUAUCGCGCCCAACCAAGAACACCCUGAACAAACUGGGUGUCUUCACGGUAUCCUCGUUCCACGCAUUCAUUUGUGCUCGUUCUCCCUCGCUGCUCAAUAAUUUGUUGGCAGGACGUGGUGCGACCAAGCGGCGUCCGCCAAUAUUGUCCCGUUCCAACAGUGGCUCCAGCCGUCGAUCGAUGCAGAUGAACACCCGCGACGAGGUGGAGAAAUCUUACAAGGUGGCCUUGCCAGAGAAUACCUACGCCACGGUGUACCUACGAGACGGUAUGUCCGUGGAGGAAUUCCUCGCUAGCGCCUGCCAACGGAAGAAUCUCAACGCGAUGGAACACUUUGUGCGGGUCAAGAAACGUCGCGAGAUGGAAGAUCACAACUACUUUGUUCCUCAUCGAAAUGAUCUAAUCGAAACAUAUCUACACACUCACGAGAUGGUCGAAGUUUGCGCUAAAAUUUUGUAUCAAGUAGAACUACAACGAGCUACACUGGAGCAAAUGUGGGGUUUCUCAGUCGAGGCGGAGCUGAUUGAGAAUGCGGACCGACAGGACGAACUUUGUUGCUAUGUAAGCCGCGUCGAAGACAAGAGCUUGGCUAUGCAAAAUGGAGUCAUCAAGGGCGACGAAAUAAUCGUGAUAAACGGUGCGAUUGUUUCCGACCUGGAUAUGAUGUACUUGGAAAGUGUGCUUCAGGAAGAACAGGCCUUAUGCAUGAUGAUGCGGUCAUCACGCACCGAACCGCCAGAUCUUGUUGGAAUCCUGCGCUCAACAGAUGACAUCAUAGAAUCACUGGUUUGUCCACCACCACCUUCUGAUCCACCGGUCAUCAGCGAAGAGAUGAUUUCCGGUUUGAUCGUUCCGGCACCUGGCUGGCGACGUUCGUGUAUUUCAGGUAAGGAAGUUUACUCGCCGGAAGUCGAAAGUUCGCCAGCACCGUCGGCCCACGCCCAUGAUAUGGACCGCUCGAAACAGUCAUCGCGCACCAGUAGCUUCGAGAUCGAGAAUUUACUCAAAUCAGCCGAACAGGUCACCGGUUUCUGUCGAUCACCGCAGGAGACUAGGAAAUCGAGUCCUACCGGUUCAGUAGCUUCAUCGGUGUCGAAUGCUAUGCUGACUCCGUCACGUCAGCUAACCGAUGCCGAAAAGCUACGGAAGGUAAUCCUCGAGUUGGUUGAAACGGAAAAGACUUACGUGAAGCAUCUGAACAAUUUGCUCGAAUACUAUUUGGAACCACUGAAGCGUGAAACAUUCCUCUCCAAUGCUGAAAUCACGGCCUUGUUCGGUAACAUCCAGGAGAUCGUCACAUUCCAACGGCAGUUCCUGAAUAAUUUGGAAGAAGCGCUUGAUCUUGAACCGGAGUUCCACCAACUGGAGCAUCCAAGUCAAUUUAAGAACGUACUUUUCGCAAUCGGUUCGGCCUUCUUGUAUUACGUGAACCACUUCAAGCUGUAUUCCUCAUUCUGCGCAAGUCACAGCAAGGCACAGAAAGUCCUGCAUCCAAACGAAGGCAACCAAGCACUUCAAGAGUUUCUGGCCGCCCGCAAUCCGAAGCAACAGCACAGCAGUACCUUAGAAUCAUUCCUCAUUAAGCCAAUUCAACGCAUCCUGAAGUACCCGUUGCUGCUACAACAGCUGCGAAAUUUGACCGAUCCGAAUGCAGCCGAACAUCUGCAUCUGGUCGAGGCACUCAAAGGCAUGGAGAAGGUCGCCGAGCACAUCAACGAAAUGCAACGAAUCCACGAAGAGUACGGUGCGAUUUUCGAUCAUCUCUUCCGUCAGCAUCAGAAGUCCUGCAAGCAGCCGAUCGAUCUCAGUCCUGGUGAUUUGCUGUACUACGGAGGUGUCGAGUGGUUGAACAUCUCCGACUUCCUGGGCAAGAUCAAGAAGGGUCUCGAGCUGCACGCCAUGUGCUUUGUUUUCAAAUCAGCCGUAGUGUUUCUCUGCAAAGAGCGGCUACGCCAGAAAAAGAAGCUUAUGGGUGUUUCCAGCAAGAACGCCACCAAUGAGGUCGAAAUCAUCCGCUAUCAAGUGUUGAUCCCGGUAACCGAAGUGCAGGUGCGCGCCUCCUCCGCCAAAGACAUGGACUCACACUUCCUCUGGGAACUUAUCCAUCUCAGAUCGCAACUACAACGAAGAUCGGAAAAAGUCUACGUGCUCUCGAAUAGCACCGGCGACUUCCGUAAUGCAUUCCUCAAGACGAUUCGACAGAUCAUACGCGAGAGCGUCCGCAACAUGUCGAUUCCUUCGCUGAAGAGCAUGGGCGGCAGUAUGAACUCAAUGACUGGCAUCGGCACCUCAUCUGGAAACUCACAAACGCUGGAGCGUCCCAAGCCACAGCCUCAGAUAAUGCAAGGGUCGCAAACGCUCGGCAAACCGAAGAAAUCAAAAAUCAACCAGCGUCACUCGUCAGGUAACAUCGAUUACGAUAACACCACAUCCGGCAGCCAGGAGACAGAUGACCCACAGGUCCCGCAGUACAGUGGUCAGUUCCGUAUGCGUAGUAAGACUGUCGGAGAUGUUGGAGAACAAGUUGCCGCUUGCAGACGCAACAUAAAUGAACGUGAACCAGAAAAGGCUGACCCGGGAACCAAAUCGGAAGGCGAAGAUGACUCCCAGCAAGGUUCGGUCAAGCCCAAAUCUUCCCUAGGCAAGACACCCAAUCAUCUAACGCUGAGCACUACAUCUACUCUGUCUGUUGGCAGCACUGGAAGCCAGGCCCGUCUCAUUCAGUCGUCGCAUCCACCGGCCACGUACCAUCCGGUGCUGAUGAAAGAUCUAGGAUCCCCGGUGUGGAAGCCUAGAGACAUGAUUAGUUUAGGUGAUGCCCAGUCUUCUUCGAGCGCACGUAAAGAUGAUUCAAACAAGUAAACAGAUUAAACAGAAAUUGGUCGUGCAAAUUGUAGACAGAGAAAAGGCUUCGAAUCAUUCCGCUGAGCCCUGUCAGGGGGCGAAUCUGAAUCGCUAGGAGCAGCACAAAAUCCAACCCAACAGCAUACUCAAGCAUACUUUAGUAUCGAUGGGUACAGGGUGGGGCCUUUUUUCUGACUGCCGCGUUAAAGUUUGCCGAUUUUUUGUGUAAUACUCAUCCUCCAACGCAAAAACACGAAUACGCAGACAGAUUGUUAAGGAGUGAUUGAGGAUCUGUUGCUUUAUUUUUAUCUAAUCUUUCUUUGCUAAACUCGUUUCCUGGAAAUUUUCCAAGUGGCAAAAGGGAAACCACACAAUUUAUAUUAUGUGAAACUUUUCGCAUUCUCAUGUGACUGAGCGAGAAGGAGCCAAACAAAAUGUGAAAGUUUUCUGGCACUAGUAAUAAAAUACUGCAAAUUAUAUUGAAGAUAUUAGUAAAGUGAAUUUUUAAUAAGAAAAAAGCAGAACUUAGUGAUAAUUUCUUAUUACAUGAAAUAGUUAAGAAUGAUCUAGUUUAUGAUAAUUACUAUUAUUA
Molecule: messenger RNA, 8631 nt
Organism: Toxorhynchites rutilus septentrionalis
Lineage: Eukaryota; Metazoa; Arthropoda; Insecta; Diptera; Culicidae
Gene: sif
Product: protein still life, isoform SIF type 1
Exons: 19
Coding region: 2283-8057 (1924 amino acids)
Biological process (GO): activation of GTPase activity; small GTPase-mediated signal transduction; positive regulation of axonogenesis
Cellular component (GO): synapse; membrane
Molecular function (GO): guanyl-nucleotide exchange factor activity; protein binding
Source: RefSeq, a predicted model, not a curated record